This is a messenger RNA of Ilyonectria robusta, 573 nucleotides long. RefSeq lists its product as uncharacterized. The record is from RefSeq and is a predicted model, not a curated record. NCBI's taxonomy places the organism in Eukaryota, Fungi, Ascomycota, Sordariomycetes, Hypocreales, Nectriaceae. Bases 1 to 573 code for a protein of 190 amino acids. The transcript is spliced from 6 exons.
AUGAGGUGUUCAAGCAAGCCGUCGCGGGACCUUGUUUCCACAGGGGUCUGCGACAGGCGACAGCUCCCGGUUCCGGUGUAUGCCUCAGGCACUAACUCAAUCACCAAUCGCUCCAUCGUCAAUGGCUCGGUCCAUCGUGAGCUUCAAGACCAAGACCCAGCCGCUCGGAAGACCUACGAUCACCCUAACAGCCUCGAACGACCGGUGAAACCUGGCCAAUUCGACGCCUCAACCAACGAACCACCCGCCGAAUACCUUCGAGUCUGCCCAGGCAGCACCACCGCGACCAUGCCGGUUCCCUUCGAGGCUCUCCUUCCCUAUGUCAUCAUGACUGGCAUGUUCGCCGUCUCUGGUACCGGACUUGCCGUCAUCAAGACCUGGCAAAACGAGGGAAAGCGACCGCGCUACUCCGUUGACCAGUGGGACAAGCAAAGUAUGAUGCACCCCAAACGAGACGUGAUGGAUCGCGAUCGUCGGCUCACCGGGUCCCUACGAGGACAGACAGAUAAAGCAGUGGCCCCUCCAGGCUUCGAACUGAACAACCCUUGGAAGUUGGAAUCGCGCUUCCUGUGA